AUGGGAAAAGGUCAAUGCACUGGAAAUGCCAGUCCAACGAACUCGAUCAACUUCCGCACAUUAUGUUUACAGGAUGGACCGCUUGGUGUUCGCUCAACGACUGGUAUUACUGCUUUCCCACCGGGUAUCCAAGCGGCGUCGACAUGGGAUCGAAGCUUGAUGUAUGCCCGUGGCCAUGGCGUUGGUGAGGAGACGAAAGCGAUGGGGAUCAACGUCAUCCUCGGCGGACGGAACUGGGAGGGCUUUAGCAGCGACUCGUACCUGGACGGCGUCGCCAUGGAGCAAACCAUUGGCGGGAUUCAAGAUGAGAGGGGCCGUGAGAUGACGAAUCCCGUGAUUGAUGAUAGGACGAUGCUUGGGUUGUAUCUUUGGCCCUUUGCGGAGGCUGUGAGGGUGGCUGUCCUGUGCAGUUAUAAUAAGAUUGAGCUAGGUUUCAAUGGGUAUGUAGUUACGGAUUGGAAUGCAGGACAUAGCAAUAUUGGGGUUGCGAAUGCUGGGCUCGAUAUAGGGCUGCCGGGAAAGAAUCCCUUCCGGGGCUCCGCCCUACAAUCCGCCAUCGGUUCCGGCGUCUCCAGCUCCCGUCUGAACGACAUCCAAAACUCCGGCUACCCGUCGAUCGCCGUAACAGCCAAAGGUGGCGGCAGCGGUCGAAACGUGCAAACAACAAACCAUACAGCGACCACCCGAGCAGUGGCUCGCGAUGGCAUUGUGCUCCUAAAGAAUACCGGAAAUCUGCUACCGCUGCGGAAACCGAAGAGUAUUGCUAUCAUUGGAUCAGGCGCUGUGGUGAAUUUGAAGGGCAUCCAUAGCUGUGGCUGGGACUCAGGGACUGUCACGUUGCCUAAUUUGAGCGCCCCCGCAGACGCAAUAACCACCCGCGCUAAAGCAGACGGAACAACCAUAACCACCUCCGCGUCCGGCACAGCCAGUCAAGGCUCUACCGCUGCUCAGAACGCAGAUGUGGCAAUCGUAUUCAUCACUGCCGAUUCAGGCGAGGGGUACACCGUCGUUGAAAAGAACACCAGUGAUUGCAGUGACCUCGAAGCCUGGCACAGCGGCGCCGAAUUGGUGAAAGCUGUUGCGGGCGUGAACAAGAACACGAUCGUUGCCGUAAACACCGUGGGCCCGAUCCUACUUGAAGCUUUCGCGGACCUACUAACGGAGCGCCUUGGUACUGUGUUGUAUUGGAUUGUAAGUCCGAGUGGGAUGCUACCAUACACGAUCGCGAAAUUAGCGUCAGAUUAUGGAAACUCGAUACGAUCGGGAAGUGAUAGCUUUGCGGAGGAGGUUUUCAUUGAUUACAGGCCCUUUGGUAAAGCCAAUAUUGCGCCGAGAUCUGAGUUUGGGUUUGGUUUGUCAUAUGCAACGUUCAACGACACCAAUAUCUCCAUCGCCGGAUUGCCCACCUCUGGCGCUGCAUCCGGGACAAUCGUCCCCGGCGGUUCCUCUUCUCUUUUCGAUACCGCGGCCACUGCCACAGCUAUAACCACGAAUUCUGGAUCCGCCACUGGCGCGAAGGUUGCGCAAUUAUACACUGGGCUUCCUUCGACUGCGCCAUCGAGUCCUGUGAGGCAGAUUAGAGGGGGGAGUGCGACUGUGACAUUCAGGUUGAGGAAGAAGGAUUUGUCAUAUUGGGAUACGAGCGCGAAGGCGUGGACGGUGCCGAAGGGGAGUAUCACAGUCAGUAUGGGGGCCAGCUCGAGAGAUAUUAGGUUGACGGAGCUAUCGUCGUUUCUUGAAUGA
This is a messenger RNA of Hyaloscypha bicolor E, 1743 nucleotides long. RefSeq names its product glycoside hydrolase family 3 protein. Gene Ontology annotation, molecular function: beta-glucosidase activity. Bases 1 to 1743 code for a protein of 580 amino acids. Gene Ontology annotation, biological process: glucan catabolic process. The transcript has 11 exons. Lineage: Eukaryota; Fungi; Ascomycota; Leotiomycetes; Helotiales; Hyaloscyphaceae. The record is from RefSeq and is a predicted model, not a curated record.